This is a messenger RNA of Chaetomium globosum CBS 148.51, 2298 nucleotides long. RefSeq lists its product as uncharacterized. Gene Ontology annotation, molecular function: four-way junction helicase activity; nucleic acid binding; 3'-5' DNA helicase activity. The transcript is spliced from 7 exons. The coding region runs from base 1 to 2298 and encodes 765 amino acids. NCBI's taxonomy places the organism in Eukaryota, Fungi, Ascomycota, Sordariomycetes, Sordariales, Chaetomiaceae. The record is from RefSeq and is a predicted model, not a curated record. Gene Ontology annotation, biological process: double-strand break repair via homologous recombination. Gene Ontology annotation, cellular component: chromosome; nucleus; cytoplasm.
AUGAGCGCAUUUGGUUCUGGUGAAAAUCUUUUCGACGAUGUCGAUGUCGACCAGUUAGUCGCCAGCCAACCGCUCGCUUCCACGGGCAACUUGAAGCGGACAUGUGACCACGAAACCGAGGUUAACAGCCGCGGCAACCAGCGCAAAAAACAACGGAACAAUAGCGGCGGUAUCAUCGACGAGAAUCCCGUUCCCGAUGAUGGCGUCUUGAAAGAAUUGCAACCCGAGAAUGUAGCUCAGAUGGAGGUCGCCCAGAAGUUGCUGACAGAGACAUUCGGGUAUUCAUCAUUUCGUCACGAGCAAGCGGGCGCCAUCGGACGGAUCCUCGCUGGCGGGAACGUCCUGACCGUGUUCCCAACCGGCGCGGGGAAAUCCCUCUGUUAUCAGAUCCCGGCCACUGCCUUCCCGCAGUUGGAUUUGCAGGAUGCUUCGAGAACACCCGGCGAGCAUGGUAUUACCAUUGUUGUCUCGCCGCUCAUCGCCCUGAUGAAGGACCAAGUUGAUGCCCUCAAGAGAAAGAAGGUGGCUGCCGAUUGCAUCGACUCGACAAAAACGUGGGAACAACUACAGCAGACCUACGCCGCCCUGCGAGAAGGGAAACUGCGGGCGGUGUGCGCCCUCUUGGCCGUCGACGAGGCCCACUGCAUCUCGGAAUGGGGACACUCGUUCAGGCCCGAGUAUCUCAAAGUCGCCCGCUUCGCCGACGAGAUCGCGGCCGAAAGGGUCAUUUGUCUUACGGCAACGGCCACUCCCAAGGUCGUCGACGAUAUUUGCAGCGCCUUCAAAAUCCCGACAGAAGGCGUGUUUCGCACAACUGCCUAUCGGCCGAACUUAAACCUCCACGCUCGGGCUGUGAAGACCAAGCAUGACAAGUAUCCGCUCCUUUUCCAGUUCUUGAACGAGAACCCAGGACCAACACUGGUCUACGUCACUCUCCAGCAACAGUCAGUCCUGCUAGCGGCCGAUCUGCGAGAGCACGGGUUUGAUGCCGAGGCAUUCCAUGCCGGCAUGAAGGUGGAUGAAAAGAGCGAAAUCCAGGACAGGUUCUUGGCCAACGACAUUCGUAUCGUCGUGGCGACGAUUGCCUUUGGCAUGGGCAUCGACAAGCCCGACAUCCGCAAUGUCGUCCACUUCGAUCUCUCGAGCACCGUUGAAGAGUACUGCCAGCAGGUCGGCCGCGCCGGGCGGGACGGGAAGACCGCCAACUGCAUGUUCUACAUCUGCCCAGACGACCGGUACAUCCGCGAGAACUUUGCGCGGGGCGACCUCCCCUCGCGCAAAUCCCUCAACGGGCUGCUCAUUGACAUCCUUGGCAAAAACGCCGCUAAACCUGUGGGCGACACCUUCAAGACGAGCCACUACGCGCAAUCGCGAGAUUAUGACAUUCGCAUGAGUCCUCUGGUCAUCAUCUACGCAGCGCUGGAGUUGCGCUUCGGGCUAAUUCGCGCCGUCACCCCGGAGUACAGCAAAUACAAGUUCGUCGCCACUCCAGGGUACUUCACGCGGAUGAAAACAGACCACUCCCCAGCCAGCAGAGCCAUCUCCACCAACGCCUUCAAGAAGGCCAAAUUCCACCACGUCGACCUCGCCACCAUCAUGUCCCGCACGGGCCUCCCCCGUAUCGACCUUGUCCGCACGCUCAACGAACUGCACGAAACAGGCCUCAUCGAGCUCAAGGCCGGCGGGAUCGAACAAAAAUACCGCAUCGUCCAACCCCUCCCUCGCAAGGGCAGCCCUGCCUUCGCCGCCCUCCUCGACGACCUGCAAGCCGACCUCUCCCGCCGCGAGGCCGACGCCCUGCGCCGCACCCAGCAGGUCGAGGACCUGGUCACGGGCGACCGGUGCCUGGCGCUGGCGCUGGCCCAGCACUUUGGCAUGGGCUUGCCGGGUGGGAAGAGCAAGUGCGGACAUUGCACGCAUUGUCUGACGGGGAGGCGGGUUGUGAUGCCGCCGAAACGGCUGAGAAAGCCGGAUCUCGCGGGGAUUGGGAGGAUCUUGGCCGCGUGUGAUGUUAGGGAUGAUCCGAGGUUUUUGGCGAGGAUCGCGUUUGGUAUCAAGAGCCCGAGGGUGAUCCAGUUGAAGAUGCAUAAGCAUCCGGUGUUUAUGACGCUGGCCGAUCAUGAUUUUGAGGAAUUCGAAACGGCGUGUAGAUUGCCAAGGCUUGAGCGGCGCCUCAAUGCCUACAUCUCGGAGGGCGAUUCAAUGGGAUCGGAGAGCAGCGACUCGGAGAGGCUGGAUGACCGCAGGCUGUCCUGGGACAUGUCGCUCAUGUUCGGUGGAGUGGGCUCAAGCUUGUAA